CGGCGCCCUAAAAAAGUGCGAAAUAUAAACAUGCACAAGUGUAAAAAUUUUAUUGUAUUGAGAAUUGUUAUAAUCAACAUUUUAUCGAUUUCUUUAUAGAUACAGAGUAUUUUGACAUUAUUUAUUGCUUUAAUUCUGUCAGAUUUGAAGGAAUUUAAUUAGAAAAAUUAUUUUGAAGUGAUUGUUAAAUAAUAAAAUUACUUAGUAUCGAUUAAAUUUUUCAUAAGAGCGUUACUUCAGGAUUUAAAUUUGACGAUAUUAUGGCCACAUACAACGCCGCAAUCUAGCGGGUGGAAAGAUAACCUGUCAUUUGUGACUUUGGGCAGGCAGAGAAGAACCGUGUGAUUUUUACGAGGUGUGACUUCGGCGUGAUUUUGUGGUUGUCUUUGAAAACAGCAAAAGUGGAUAAACAGACAUCUCAAUGAUUAUUAAUUUGUAAUAAUUGUUGAGCAUUAUUUGAAUGGAUCCUUCGUUAUCUUGGUUCCAACCAGAACAAGAAGGUCCAGCUAAACAUUUGUGGCUUCGUUUGUGGCAAACUCAGUUGGAAUUCGAUAGUAUGAACUUAAAAGAAGGUGAUAGUGACAUCGAAUCUUUUGGCAAUAGUGUAAAUUCCCAGAAUCUGACAAACAUAAGUGUUUUGAAUGGCAAGAAUGAUAAAAAUAAUAGUUUAGUCCCUAGAAGACGUAAGUUCGAGAACCGCGCGAGUACCAAAGGUAUGAUGCGCCAUCCGGAUAAAGUAGUUGGUGAAUAUGGGGGCACCCCGUGGAGAAUUGAGAAUUAUCCGUAUGGAAGAGGAAUAAUUGGCUUACAUGAAGAAAUUGAACAUUUUUACGAACAUAUGUCACCAACACCUGUAGAGCAUAGAGUACGUGGAGAUGUAAUUCGUCGAAUUGAACAAAUUAUUCUUUCUCUUUGGCCAGACGCUCAAGUACAAGUUUUUGGGUCCUACCGUACUGGACUUUAUCUACCAACAAGUGAUAUUGAUCUAGUAGUAAUAGGUAAAUGGUCAAAUUUACCUUUGCGCACAUUAGAAAAAGAAUUUUUAGAUAAAGACAUUGCAGAUGAAAAUAGUAUAAAAGUAUUGGACAAAGCCUCAGUGCCAAUCAUUAAGCUUACAGAUAAAAAAACAGAAGUCAAAGUGGACAUUUCAUUCAAUAUGAGCAAUGGUGUUAAAUCAGCGGAGCUCAUAAAACGCUAUAUGCAUCAAUUCCCAGUGUUAUCCAAAUUAGUUUAUGUUUUAAAACAGUUUCUUCUUGAAAGAGACCUAAAUGAAGUGUUUACAGGUGGAAUAUCUAGUUAUAGUUUAAUUUUAAUGUGUAUAAGUUUUCUUCAAUUACAUCAUCGACCUGAAAGUCAGCUUGUAAAGGCGAAUCUCGGAGUACUUCUUAUUGAAUUCUUUGAACUUUAUGGUCGAAAGUUCAAUUAUAUGCAAACGGGAAUUCGAAUACGGGAUGGAGGACGAUACAUCAGCAAAGAGGAGAUGCAAAAAGAUAUGGUUGAUGGACACCGACCGAGCUUGCUGUGCAUAGAAGACCCUUUACAACCAUCAAAUGACAUUGGUCGGAGUAGUUAUGGAGUAUUACAGGUGAAAAGGGCGUUUGAUUACGCUUAUGUGAUUCUGUCGAACAGUGUAAGUGCGUUAAACAUGUUCAGAGACUGUUCGAAAUAUUCCAUUUUGGGCCGAAUAGUACGGGUAACUGAUGAAGUGGUCCGAUAUCGGAAAAUGGUCGAACAAAAGUUCUCUCACAUGCUCAACUCGCCGAUUACUAGUCCAGCCCUGUCCUUUACUAAGGUAACCGGCAUAAGCACAAGGGCUCCUCGAUCGCUGUCCAGUAGCGGAUCAACCUCUAGCGUCGACAGUGGAGGCAGUUCAGAGGGAUCAGAAUCACCAUCUAGAGACACAUCACCGAACAGUAACAUUCAUCAUAAGCCAGCACCCAAGGUGACGUCGAAACAUACGCAAUGGCCCCGUUACAAUAAAAACAACCGAAGCAAUCACGGCGGUAACGUGAAUCAAUCAAGUAACAAUAAUAACAACAGCAGCUCAUCGACAAAUCACCCCCGACGGAAACGUCAGGCAGCACGGUACACGAACCACCGUAUAGAUAUCGAAUAGGCCAUGGUAGGUUCUAGGAUAUUCAAAGCGGCUGUAAGGGCAGUUGCGAUGAUGGGUGGCGCUUUACCCACCAACGCUAACAACCCCU
Molecule: messenger RNA, 2204 nt
Organism: Agrilus planipennis (emerald ash borer)
Lineage: Eukaryota; Metazoa; Arthropoda; Insecta; Coleoptera; Buprestidae
Product: non-canonical poly(A) RNA polymerase protein Trf4-1-like
Exons: 5
Coding region: 461-2116 (551 amino acids)
Biological process (GO): RNA 3'-end processing
Cellular component (GO): TRAMP complex; nucleolus
Molecular function (GO): mRNA binding; poly(A) RNA polymerase activity
Source: RefSeq, a predicted model, not a curated record